Molecule: messenger RNA, 2214 nt
Organism: Physella acuta
Lineage: Eukaryota; Metazoa; Mollusca; Gastropoda; Physidae
Product: endoglucanase E-4
Biological process (GO): carbohydrate metabolic process
Molecular function (GO): hydrolase activity, hydrolyzing O-glycosyl compounds; polysaccharide binding
Source: RefSeq, a predicted model, not a curated record
UGUCGGCUGAAAUAGUUUAAAAACAAUUCAGCUAUCGUUUUCAGCCUGAGGCUAAACAAAAUGUUAAAAUGUAUGGUGAUAAGUUGACGUCAGAAUAGUUGGUUCAGUAUUCAUUUAUUUCUUGUUGGAUUUAUAACACGUAAAUUACACAGCGAAAAGAUAUUUUUGUUAUUUGUUUCUUAACGGUUUUGGAACAUUCUUUUAGUCUAGACUCGAUCAAGUACAUUUAACUAAUUGUAACUAAGAAAAUUUCGAGAAAGUACUACGCAUUUUACGAGCAGCACAUUGUAUCAACUCGAAGUGGAGGUAAGGAUAACACCUGGGCCGUUUCCUCAAAUAAAACACAAGAUAUAAGGUAUACAUACAUUACCACGAUGAUCACAGUUUUAAUUCUGACGGUGUCGCUAGUGGUGCAGGCCACAUGGGGCGCCACCACGGUCCCCAUCACCAACCACUGGUACGGCGGAUUCCAAGGCGAUCCUUGCAUCUCUAUCACCAAGGAGCUGAACGGCUGGAGGGCCCACCUGUUGUUCAACCAGAAUGUGGACAGCAUUGAGGUGUGGGUGACCUGGCCCACCAAGAUCAGUCCCACCGAGUACCUCCUUGUCAACAAGGACUACAAUUCGGUUCUACAUGUCGGAGAUAGAUUCUGCUUCACCUUCCUUGGUCACGGCUUUGGCGAUAUUGCGCCCUAUACGACCAUCUACAUCGAGGGGAUGGACGGGCCAGGGAGCGUGACGCCUGCUCCUACCCAGGCGCCCGUGGUGACGUUAGCACCUUACAGCGGUGGUAGCACGGCAACCAAGGACUACGGUGCUGCUCUGGGAAAGUCAAUUUUGUUCUACGACGCCCAGAGGUCCGGCAAGCUACCAGCCAACAACCCCAUCCCAUGGAGAGGAGACUCCGCACCAUACGACUGUGUGGUGGGGGGCUGGUACGACGCUGGGGACCACAUCAAGUUUGGUCUGCCCAUGGCGGCGUCGUCGACUCUCCUGCUGUGGUCUAUGGUCAGGUUCCAGGAUGGUUACGUCAGGGCCGGUCAGCUGACCCAAGCCUACGACAUGAUCAAGUGGCCACUGGACUAUUUCCUCAAGGCCUGGAACCCUCAGACCCAGCAGCUGGUCGUACAGGUGGGGGACGGCGUGGCUGACCACAACUACUGGGGACGUCCUGAAGACAUGAGCAUGUCGAGACCUUGUCAGACCGUCAGCGCUUCCAAUAAGGGAAGUGACAUAGCAGCUGAAACAGCCGCAGCUCUGGCAGCUGGAUCUAUUGUCUUUAAAACCAAAGGUGACACGACGUACAGCUCCCAGCUUCUCGCAGCUGCUCAAAGUCUUUAUUCUUUUGCCAAGGCAAACAGGGGCCUAUUCGGCGGGGCCGCCCCGUUCUACUCGUCAACUGGUGACAGAGAUGAGAUGUGUGAGGCCAGUGCCUGGCUGUACCGGGCCACAAAGAACACCCAGUACCUUGACGACGCCAAGACCUUCGUGGAUGAUGCUUGGGCGUGGGCCCUAAGCUGGGACGACAAGAAAGUCGCCUGCCAGUUAAUCCUCUACGAAGAAACACAGAACACCGUCUACAAGAACGCCGUGGUUGGUUUCCUGGAGGGUUGGAUGCCCGGUAGUGGAAUCACGUAUACACCGUGUGGGUUGGCAUGGAGGGACAAGUGGGGCGCCAACAGGUAUGCCGGAAACGCUGCUUUUAUGGCGCUGUUGGCUGCGGAGUCUGGGCUGAACACCGCCAAAUACCGGAAGUGGGCUGUCGAACAGAUCAACUACAUCCUCGGCGACAACAGCCACGACGGUGGAUGUUACAGUUUCCAGAUUGGAUAUGGAUCAAAGUAUCCACGUCAACCUCACCACAGGGGCGCGUCUUGUCCAAACCGCCCCGCGCCAUGCAGUGACGCUCAGCGGACCGCCCCAGGACCAAGCCCUCAGAUUUUGGUCGGUGCCAUUGUUGGCGGGCCGGAAGCGAAUGAUAACUACCAAGACGUCAGGACAGAUUACGUGUUGAACGAGGUAGCGACGGACUAUAACUCUGGUUUCCAUGGAGCUCUUGCAGGAAUCGCCCAUCUCCAGGCAAUCAACAGCUUACCUGCAACCAACAACAAAUGCCCAUGUACUACUAAUGGUAGAUAAAGUAGAACUACCUGUUGAUUUGUUCUUUGAAAAUAAAAUAACGAAUGAUUCUUUGAAUUAUUUGUUAACCAUUUUA